Molecule: messenger RNA, 3168 nt
Organism: Pangasianodon hypophthalmus (striped catfish)
Lineage: Eukaryota; Metazoa; Chordata; Actinopteri; Siluriformes; Pangasiidae
Gene: cdk5
Product: cyclin-dependent kinase 5
Exons: 12
Coding region: 133-1011 (292 amino acids)
Biological process (GO): neuron apoptotic process; protein phosphorylation; synaptic vesicle transport
Cellular component (GO): nucleus; cytoplasm
Molecular function (GO): ATP binding; cyclin-dependent protein serine/threonine kinase activity
Source: RefSeq, a predicted model, not a curated record
GCAUCAACUGGGAGCCGCGCGAACAAAUUAACGUUGGCCGCUGAACAAGCGAUAUUGUGGGAUAUUUAAAUAUAAAAACAAAAUCGGCUAAGCGGUUAGCUAUUCGUAGCUAGUUUGCAGCUGGCUAAAAACAUGCAGAAGUAUGAAAAAUUAGAGAAGAUCGGAGAGGGUACAUAUGGCACAGUGUUUAAGGCUAAAAACAGAGAGACUCACGAGAUCGUGGCUCUGAAGCGGGUCAGACUGGAUGAUGAUGACGAGGGCGUUCCCAGCUCAGCUUUGAGAGAAAUCUGCCUCCUGAAAGAGCUGAAGCAUAAAAACAUCGUGAGGUUACACGACGUGCUACACAGCGAUAAGAAGCUGACGUUAGUGUUUGAAUAUUGCGACCAGGAUCUAAAGAAAUAUUUUGACAGCUGCAAUGGCGACCUGGAUCCCGAGAUUGUCAAGUCAUUCAUGUACCAGCUGCUGAAAGGACUCGCCUUCUGCCACAGCCGCAACGUUCUUCACCGAGACCUCAAGCCACAAAAUCUGCUCAUCAACAGGAACGGCGAACUGAAGUUGGCCGACUUUGGUUUGGCCCGAGCAUUUGGGAUUCCUGUACGAUGUUACUCUGCUGAGGUGGUGACGUUGUGGUACAGGCCACCAGACGUGCUGUUUGGUGCCAAGCUGUACUCCACCUCCAUCGACAUGUGGUCAGCUGGAUGCAUAUUUGCAGAACUGGCCAAUGCCGGCCGACCGCUGUUCCCCGGAAACGACGUAGACGACCAGCUGAAACGGAUCUUUAGGUUAUUGGGCACACCAACAGAGGAACAGUGGCAGACCAUGACCAAACUCCCUGAUUAUAAGCCAUAUCCGAUGUAUCCUGCAACUACGUCGCUCGUGAACGUCGUCCCUAAACUCAGUAGCACGGGACGGGAUUUACUACAGAACCUUCUGAAAUGCAAUCCAAUGCAGCGGAUAUCGGCUGAGGAAGCACUACAACACCCGUACUUCGCCGAUUUCUGUCCACCCUAGUGGCCAUAUCUGUUGGGCCUCAUUUCUCAAAAUGGACCAACAUGGUCGUACCUCACACACCCCAUCAAAAUUUUCCCAUGUCACCCCCGUCCCCCUGACAUUUCUCGUUUAGACAUGACAGUACCAAUCAUGCAGCCGUGUAAAUUCCACUCCGCUGAUCAUGGCUACAGACCUUAUGGCAGCAAUCUAUUUUGUAAAGCUCAGUUGAGCCAAGUAAAUUUGACGCCUAUUAAACGGUUAUUAUUAUUAUUACUAUUUAAUUCUUAUUUGCACUUACUAAACAGACAGUAAGGGUGUGGAGAGUGUUAUUUGAUCCUGCUCAGUGUUUAGUAGCUUUUAAGUUCUACCGACUGUAUUUGAAGGAACUUUGGAUCUACAGAGUCAGUUUUACAUGUUUGUUUUAAUCUACCGUUCACAUCAUCAUUAUUUUUGUAAUAGUUUCCUCGCUGUUGCACAACUGCAGAGGUGCCAACAGCUGCUAUUUAGUUGUAGCAGUUAUGGUUUUUGAAACUAUGCUUUUUUUAAGAAUGAAAUUCACCUGCCGCAAAAGCAAAUUCACUGAAGGGGAAAGUCCAUGGGAUGUGAAGGACGUGAAGGACGUGCACUUUAGAUAGGUGAACUUUGACCUGUGAAUCUGAAAAGCUUGGCUUUGUUAGCUAGCAAACAGGCGGAGUAAAAAAAAUACAUAAAUAAAAUCGGUAAAAAAAAAAAAAAUUAAGUAGCAUCACAUUUUUUCUUUCCUCAGUUUUCUUACUGUUGCUUGGGGCAUAUCUGGCAAAACAAUGGCUAAUGGUAUUUGUGUUGUGUUUUGUUUUUUCACUCUCUCUGGCUGCUAGAAUUUUCUUGUUAGCCAUGUUGGCACCUCUGUGUAAGAACUCCUUUCUCAUUUAGAGAAUGUAGCUGUAAGUCUGCGUACACAUUUCAUGUGACUGGGUUAAAUUUUACAGAACAAUAAGUUCCAGUUUCACGUACUUAAUUGUUUUGUUCCUAUUUAUAAGGCUACAUUUUUUGUUGUUGUUUUGUUUGUUUUUUUUCCCCACCCAGUCAAGGAAAUGAUCUGUAUAUAAUCUGGGUAUAGGCCUCCAUUACCAUGCACAGGUUACAGGGACAUGAUACGGAGUGUAUCAGACGAAGCAGUGUUGAGAAACAGUCCAGUGGGUUUAAUAUAACAGCCAGUAAGUACUUAGUGUUGAAAACACCAACACUGCUGCACCUGAUACACUUGUACCAUCACACACACACACACACACACACACACACACACACACACACACACACACACACACACACACACACAUGGCCAUGUCAGUGUGACUACUGUACUGUGACUGAGAUAACAUCUGCUCAGUGGUGCUCUGGAGGCUGAUGAGUUGUUUAGAGUAACAGACUUUAUAACAUUUAUAAGGUGAAUUUUGUGGAAUGGUAACUGUGUGUGUCUAUGUGUGUGUGUGUGUGUGUGUGUGUGGCAGUUUGGGAAAACCCAUCAGAUACCUCUGUGGAUUAAUUCUGACAAAUAAUCAGAUUUUGGUCAAAACUAAGUUUUUCUGUCCAUAACAUAACUAUGUUUUAUCAAAAUUAUGUGGAUUUAUUUAUUUUUUUUUGGUAAUAAGCCAUUGUAAAAACCUAGCCAGGUCUGUCUAAAGAUGUUUCCUGACACAGUGAACGUCAUGAUGUAUAUACACAACAAUGUCAAGUUGUUGUAUAGCUAGGUGCCAUAGUGAAAUGGACACAAGUCCGUUCAGUUCAGUUUGUAUUCAGAUACUGUCGGGUUUUCCCAGGCUGCCCCAGCAUUAGGCCUGAACACAAAGGUACAGAGAAUAUGAAAGGUCCCCAAAAGAAAUAUAAUCAUAAAUACUGAAUUCAUACUACACUGAUCUCCAUUUUUAUCCUUUUCGGCUUGUAAAGUGAACUAGAAUGCACAUAUUUAUUUGUAUAUGAAUGUUUUAGUAGACUUUUUAGGAUACAGCAAAAGAGGGUUACUAUGGAGUGAACAUUUCCUGGUUUAUUUCAGAUGUUUUGCAUUUUUCAAAAUUAUGAAUGUAACUUAAGACCCAGUUGUUGAUUAUAUUGUUCCACCAAUUAUCUACUUAUAUAAUCAAAAAAAAAACAAAAAACUGUCAUCUGCAGUACUUUAUUUAAAACGUCACUUGCGUCCAA